Sebastes umbrosus (honeycomb rockfish) is the source of this 1735-nucleotide messenger RNA. Its product is annotated as sodium/bile acid cotransporter-like. Gene Ontology annotation, molecular function: bile acid:sodium symporter activity. The transcript is spliced from 6 exons. Gene Ontology annotation, cellular component: membrane. Lineage: Eukaryota; Metazoa; Chordata; Actinopteri; Perciformes; Sebastidae. The record is from RefSeq and is a predicted model, not a curated record. Gene Ontology annotation, biological process: bile acid and bile salt transport. Bases 163 to 1206 code for a protein of 347 amino acids.
UCAUGUGACACAGAGGGGCGGGCAGGGGGUCCAAACAGAGAAAAGGAGUUAGGCACAAGAAUGUACCCAGAGAUGGAAACAAGAGUGGGAGUGAGCACAGCCAAGUUACAGAAGCUGGACUUAAAUUAAGGUGAAAGCCGCUGCACAAUAAACAGUGUUGAGAUGAGCGCGACAAUGAAUGUGACAGGAGUCUACGAUGGAAUAGCUAACAACUACACUGAGGGAAAUGUCUCUAGCAAUGGAAGCAUGGGCAUCCUGAACAUCCCCGCCUCCCUAAACAAAGCCAUCGACUUCUUCACCAUUGUCAUCCUCUUCAUCACCAUGAUAUCCCUCGGCUGCACGAUGGAGAUUUCCAAAAUAAAGACCCAUCUCCUCAAGCCAAAAGGAGUCGCCAUCGCACUGCUGGCCCAGUUCGGCAUCAUGCCCUUGACUGCUUUCUCUCUCGCCAAAGUGCUACAGAUGGAUCCCAUCAAGGCGGUGACGGUGCUCAUCUGUGGCUGCUGUCCAGGAGGAAGCUUAUCAAACAUUUUCUCCCUGGCCAUGAAGGGUGACAUGAACCUCAGCAUCGUGAUGACCACUUGCUCCUGUAUCGCGGCGCUGGGUCUGAUGCCUUUGCUGCUCUAUAUCUACAGCCAAGGCUUCCCAGGUCUGGAAAACGCCGUGCCGUACGUCGGCAUCAUCUCUGCUCUCGCGUUCACCCUGCUGCCUUGUGCAAUCGGCAUCGGCAUCAAUCACUACAAACCAAACUACUCAUCGGUCGUCAAAAAAGCUGGUCUCAGCAUCCUGAUUGUCUCCGGCAUCAUAUUGUUCAGCCUGUCUGGUAUCGCCAUCAAAGACGUGAUAUGGAUGGCUCUCACGCUUGACGUUCUGGUCGUGGCUGCACUGAUGCCACUGAUUGGCUUCACGCUGGGAUACGUCAUGUCUGUCAUAUGCAGACUCAGUCCACGAUGCAGCAGGACAGUCUCCAUGGAAACAGGGUGUCAAAACAUCCAGCUAUGCGUUGCCAUCCUAAAAGUGGCCUUUUCCCCUCAGGUCAUCGGACCCAUGUUCCUCUUCCCUCUGAUAUACUACACAUUCCAGUGUACCGAGGCCCUUCUGCUGACCCUCUGCUUCAGAUGUUACCAAGCGUUCAAGCCACCAGCUGAGGACGGUGUUGACGUUAAACGAAAUGAGGUGAAGGCGCAGCCAUUAAUGCGUCGCAGAUGACAACGCAGUGCUGGAGAGGUGAACGAAGAAGAGCUGAAUCCUACCUGCUGAGGAUGCGGCGAUUCGGUGCCCUCACAGUCUCCACAUCAUCUGCAUAUUCUUCACUCAGGCCUGUGAUACUGACAGAAAGACUGUUAAAGCUUAUGCAACCACUAAUACUUUAACUAUUGUUUACCUAAUCAGUUCUAUACAAUGUUAACUCCGGGUAAUGUGCCUGUUGAAGUAGGAAGUCAAUGAUUAAAAGAAAUUACAUUUUGUAUUUAAAAUAUUUGGUGUAAGACUGAAAUCUGCUAAUUUUAUGACUGACACCUUGAGAAUGAAUGAAUGAGUUUAUAAAAUCUUGCUCUUUUGGGACGUUAUUUAAUGCUUAAAUACUAGAUCAAUCUCAGGUGUUUGAAGAUGUGAAAAGCGGUCUAUGGGUGCAACUAAGGAUUAUUUUCAUUGUUGAUUAACAUGUUGAUUAUUUUCUUGAUUAAUCGAUUAGCUGUUUGGUCUAUGAAAUGUCAGAAAAUGGUGUAAAAUGUCGAUC